AUGCAUCCCGUCGUAGAGGUCACACUCUCAUGGCUCCUCUCGAGCGCCAGGGGUCGUGAUGAGAAGAGCUUCUGCCGAUCCCCCGCCUUCAAGGACCUGCCGGAACCUACCAUCGAGAUCACGUCUAUAGAUUGUGGCGCGGGCUCCUUGGCUGAGCCUGCGCAAUUCAGAAAGGAACAUUCUCACGAUGGAGAGGGAAGGUUCCCGGGCGUGCAAUGGCAAACACCGCGAGACAUCACUGGGAGAGUGAAGGAGUGGCUGCUCGUGGUGGAGGAUCCUGACGCGCCGCUUCCGACGCCCAUCGUCCAUGGGAUAUACGCAGGCAUUGAAGCAAUGAAUAUGAAGAUAGAACAGUCGGACCUUGAGGUUGUCGAUGAAAGCAAGGGCAUUCUGAAGGGUGGGUUUCAGUAUGGGCAGUGCCGCAGACCAGGGGUAUACCUCCCUCCUCGACCCCUGAUGAAUCACGGGCCUCAUCGGUACUUCUUUGAGAUCGUAGCGUUGAGCGAGUCUCUGCCUAAGGAGCUGCUGGGGACCAGGCCGACGAGGGAGCAAAUCGCCGACGCGGUCACGGGCAAGGUGGUCGCCUGGGGCCUUUGGGUCGGGGCAUAUGAGAGGAAAUGGGAAUCAAAGUAA
Molecule: messenger RNA, 633 nt
Organism: Diaporthe amygdali
Lineage: Eukaryota; Fungi; Ascomycota; Sordariomycetes; Diaporthales; Diaporthaceae
Exons: 3
Coding region: 1-633 (210 amino acids)
Source: RefSeq, a predicted model, not a curated record